GAAUGUGUUAAAAAUACCAAAAGCAUCAUUUUCAUCGGAAUGGACCUUUAAAGAAAUGCAUUGAAAGGGAACAAAGUGGAUUCAGAAAAUCUGUGGAUGUUUCUGAUGUAUUCUUACAUAUAAUUUAUUUUUCUUUUAUGGAGGCCCUAAUACUCCCUCAUACUUCCCUUUCCUCUGCUAAUUGUUAGUAUCCUUCCUUAUCUGAGUUACUAGAGUGAUUUCCAUCAAAGUUCCAAAAAAGGAAAUGGAUCGAACGAUUUAUAUUAGAUAACAUUUUUACAUUUAAACAGGUGCUCUGCUUCACUCCCAGCUGAUUCAGAGGAGCGGCUUCCUGCCCUGUAAACAUUGCUGAGUCAUGCCGGCAGAUGUACCUUCCACAGUUUUCUGAAAGGCAAACUAGAACAUACCGUCCCAUACAUGGUCCAGAGGCAAACGUUGGGGAAUCGUGUGUGGAUGGGGGGGUGACUACAGGAGAAAGGACAGAUGCACCGCAUCACUUGGGGACACACCCUGCCGGGGAAGUGCUGUAGUGCAGAGGUGGAUGAGACGGUGGGAGGGCAACAACAAGCGGCGAGAACAGAGGGAGGGAUGCUGAAUCAGGGAAACAGCGUGAAAGCCAGGGAGAGGGUGGAAGAGGGGUGCGACAGCUAACAGCUAGGUGGGACGUUGGGUAAAAAAAAAAAAGCAGGAAUCCGAAAACAUUUCAUCCUGAUUGUCCAAACUGGAUUUAAGAGACUGACUUUGGUGUCAAAACUGUUCCUUUACACAUUUCUGGAAGAAAGACGAGCCAGAUGGAUGUAGAUGAGCCAGUGUGUUUGCCCAGGUUGUCCCGGAUCGCUGUGUGUGGUGGUACCCAUGGCAACGAAUUGCCAGGAGUCUACUUGGUGAGAGACGUGCUAAAGUUGCAGAGAAGAGCCUCGGAGGGAGAGGAGGAUGACGGCGAAGAGCACACAUCCAUGCUAACCGUGCUGUCCAACCCGAGGGCCGUCCAGCAGUGCCGCCGAUACACAGACACCGACCUGAACCGCUGCUUCACCCUAGCCACCCUCAACGGUCCCACAUCGGACUCGCCCCCCUACGAGGUCCUCCGGGCCCAGGAACUAAACACCAUGCUCGGUCCUAAAGGUGGUCCAGGAGCUGUGGAUCUGGUUUGUGACCUUCAUAGCACCACAGCCAACAUGGGCCUGUGCUUCAUCGCUUACUCAGACUGCGACUGGAUCUGCCUGCACAUUUUCAAGCACCUGCAGAGACGAAUGCCAGAUACACCAAUGAGAUUCAUCCAUCUUGGCAUUUCAGGGAAGGAAUCAUACUCUCUUGAUUCUGUUGGAAAACAUGGAUUUGCCAUGGAGAUCGGCCCUCAGCCGCACGGGGGGGUCAGAUCGGACAUCUAUGCGGUGAUGAGCGCAGGCGUGCGGCACAUGCUGGACUGGGUUGGCCUCUUUAACUCAGGCGCUGUAUUUGAAGGAGGAUGGGUGGAUGUGUUCACCCUGGUCAAAAACAUCGACUACCCCAGGGACAGCAAGACUCACAACAUCACAGCAGCCAUUCACUCUCAUCUCCAGGAUCGAGACUUCUGCCUGCUCCGGCCCCAUGACCCCUUGUUCCAGACGUUCACAGGGGAGACCCUGAGGUAUGAAGGCGGCGAGCCCCUUUAUGCCCUCUUCAUAAACGAGUGCUCCUACUACGAGAAGGGCAUCGCACUCUCGCUGGCCAGGAAGAGGCGGCUGGCGAUCCCCGCCAUCCGGGCGCAGACGGAGGAAGAGGAGCAGGCCGACGAGCGGGCAUUAACGUCAGAGGAAGAGGAAUGAGAGGUGCUUCAAAAAAAAGGAAACAUUUUUUUAUUCUAACGCACCCUUUAAAAGUUUACGACACAAAGUUUACACGGAGGAGUCACAAACAUCACAGGAUACAGAGGAGUGAGACGCUUCUUGUGCUUUUAAAUGCAUUCACAAAUAUUUCAAAACAUGUUUUAGAAAGGACCGUGGAACCUUAAUUACAUCAAAAAAAUACUUUUACUACCAGUUACCAUAGCAACAUUUGGGGCAUGUGCAAAAGGGGAGGGGGUAGCUUAUCAUAAUAUGGCCUUUAAAUUACAUUCAUAAUGCCAAGGAAGCAAAUUGAUUGUUUUUUUUCGCUACGGUGGCAACAAAAAAUGUAAUCCGAAUGACAAAAACACUGUUAAAAACAAGUUCACAAGAACAAGUAUGAGGUAAACAAAAUGUGAACACAACUAUGUGGACUAAAUCAUCCUUUAUCUUUAGUUGUACUAAAAAAACGUAACAGAACUUACAUGAAAAAUACACCAAUAACUCAAAAUCACUGAAAAGAUAAACGACAUGUCAAUUCAGUACAAAAAAAGGGAAACAGAAAUGUGACCUUUACGGAACAAAAAGUAACAACAGUCGCCUUAAAGCUGCUCUGAAAGCGGCUGAAAUGACAGAUGACGCGUUUUUGGGCUCCCACAAUCCUCGGCUGUGUCCCGCACCUUUGUGCAUUACAGACAGCUGCUGUUUUUUUUUUUUUUUUAGGUCCCACAAUAGGAGAAAUCCAUCAAACUCACAUGGAUCUUUGGGUGACAUCCGAAAUAAAAACCAAAACAAACCUGCAGCCUGCAGUCAUUCGUCACACACCAGUCGCACAUUUCCUUUGCUGCAUGACUGCUGUAAACUAUUGGAACACUGUUUGUUGUGUUUUGUCAUGUACAUCGAUCAUAUUGCAGCCAAGCUGGACAAACGAAAUAAAAAGACUAGACAGGAAUAUUCAGUGUGCGUCUUGAGUGAUUGAAGCAUUCCACCAUUUCAGGAAAUGAGUGUGAUAACAUUUCAGGAAAAACAACAAAAAAGGCUUUUUUAAACAGAUCGCACAAACGAAAUGCAGCGCAGACGACGAAAACAGAGAAGUUUAAAGAAGAGCAUCGGAUUGAGGGUGUUUAAAGACUCAGGACUGACCUGGAACAAAGACGACGGGAGUUGGUACCGUUUUGUGAUUUUACUUUGUGAAAGGUUUCGGUUUGAAAGCGGUUUGGACCCCCUCAGCUUCCAGGCUCAAGGGGGGCGGCGGGUUCCAACUCUGUGCUUCUGGUUAACAUGACACAUCAGAUACCUGGUUUUUUUCCCCAAACUCUUACAUGUCUUGGUUUGUUAUUUAUGGACGCUUUUUGCUAACAAA
Messenger RNA from Oryzias latipes (Japanese medaka), 3168 nucleotides. RefSeq names its product aspartoacylase (aminocyclase) 3, tandem duplicate 2 (gene acy3.2). Gene Ontology annotation, cellular component: cytosol. Gene Ontology annotation, molecular function: hydrolase activity, acting on ester bonds; aminoacylase activity. Lineage: Eukaryota; Metazoa; Chordata; Actinopteri; Beloniformes; Adrianichthyidae. The record is from RefSeq and is a predicted model, not a curated record.